UGUCGACAGUAUCGCGUUAGAACAAAAUUUUAGAUUCGUACAAAAAUAAACUAUGGACGGAAAAAAACGUAGAAAUGCUCUUCAAAACCGAGUUUAUAAUUUACAAAAGGUAGCGCGCGUGACAAACAAUGGUUACCUGAACUUCUUAAGAGAAUAUAAGAAGGCGCACUGCGGGGUUUCCCCAAAGGACAUGGUACGUUUCGGAGCCAGACAGUGGAAUCAGUUGACCCUUGAUGAUAAGGAGUUUUAUAAAAACAUGAAGGAUCCGGUGACCGUUACACAAAGUGCACCUCAGGAGUCUGAGAAUCAGUCCCAAGGGGAAAACCCCGGUAAAUCUGAGCGGGUGAAGUGCAGCCAAGUUCGCUCUCCCAGUGCCCGUGAGCGGAAGUCCAAGAACAAGAAGAAAGGGAAGCCAUCCAAGUCCAAGUGCAUCAAGAAGAGACCCAGCCUUGUGCUGAAGACCCUCGACCCAAGUCGUCUGGGCUCCGCCGUAGCCUAUAUGCAUUUCAUGCGCAAGUUUCAGAAGAAGAACAAGAAUUUGAAGGCGAAUGAUCUACUAAACAAGGGAACUCGUCUUUGGUGCCGUCUGCAUGGAAGCCAGCGCCAACAAUAUGAGAGUCCGCUUUGGGUUGUGAGGACUGGAUAGGAAACACUAUUCAAUUUCAACCGUAUUAAUAUGUGUAAAUUUAAAGCGAACAAUGUCUUGUAAAUCUUACACUUCACUCUUCAAUAACAUACAUAUAUGUUAUCUAUUACCAAAAAGAUAUUUACAAAACAAGAAGAUUAACCGGCAGCGCAUAUCGAUUAUAAAACAAAUAAAGAACUUUACUUCGGAAACCCGAAGUUUAGAUUCGAUCAAAAA
Messenger RNA from Drosophila subpulchrella, 862 nucleotides. Its product is annotated as protamine-like protein 99C. The record is from RefSeq and is a predicted model, not a curated record. The coding region runs from base 53 to 646 and encodes 197 amino acids. Lineage: Eukaryota; Metazoa; Arthropoda; Insecta; Diptera; Drosophilidae. Gene Ontology annotation, biological process: spermatogenesis; sperm DNA condensation. The transcript has 3 exons.